CAUGACCUGUCAAAAAAUCCCGCAAUCCCCAUCCGGAAGCGUCCCAUUGCCCCAAUAAAUCGCGAAAUCCCGGUCGUGCGCGCCUGUGCGAAUCCUCCGUCCGAGCCGCAGCAAAUCAAACCCUCAGUCAAGUUCUCGUCGCCAUCCAGUUCGUGUCCGUGCCGCGCAGUGCUACCACCUCACCGCUCCUCCCAGAAAAAACUCGGAUAACUCUGUGAUGGCUUUUUUGCGUUCGGUGUCCCGAGCCAGUGCCCGCAGGAAGUACGGACUCCUCUUCGACCAGCUGUGCCGCCUGCAGGAGCCGCGGCUCGACGUGGUGACGCGGCUCGCCGCCCUCAAGUCCACCGCCGCCGUCGUGCAGGAGGCCACCGCCGUCCCCGGCAAGCGCAAGGACCCGCUGGACAUCACCUUCGAGGAUGCCAAGGCGGCGUUCAAGAGCAAGACCAACCUGGAGCUCAUCAGGGCGUACCUGGUCUACACCAUGUGCUCGUUCGAGACCCUGGUGGAAAAUAACAUGCAGCUGAUGAAAUGGGCGAAGAACGUGCUCGGCGAAAAGCUCUUCAUCGCGGCGAUGAAGGCGACGUUCUACGGUCACUUCGUCGCCGGCGAGGAUCAAUACAAAAUACGGCCCACGUUGGAGAGGUUGAGGUCGUUCGGAGUCAAACCGAUCCUCGACUACUCGGUCGAAGAGGACCUCUCACAGGAGGAGGCAGAGAAGCGGGAAGUCGAAGCCUCCGUCCCCGAAGGCGGCGACAAAGUCGAACAGGGUUCCCUCAAACAAUACCACGUGGACAAAACAUUCGCCGAUCGUCGUUACAAAGUCCAAUCCGCACGUACCUACUUCUACUUGAACGAAGCCACUUGCGAACGAAACAUGGAGACCUUCAUCCGAUGCCUGGAGGCCGUAGCGGACUUUCAGAAGCAUCCAUCAGGUGCCACAUACGGCACUGGCAUCACAGCCAUCAAACUCACCGCCCUCGGUAGGCCCCAACUCUUGCUUCAACUGUCUGAAGUAAUCAUGCGCGCCCGUAAAUACAUGACGGAAAUCGUAGGCGGCGAAGGCAACGUCUUAUCUCACCACAUGACCAUCCAAGAUCUCGAACAGAAGCUGUCCAAAAUCAAAGACCAAGAAUCGGUUAAGAAGUUCCUCACUCAGAUCACCGCGGACAAGCAAGGUAUCCUGCACUUGUUCCCGUGGUCAGGCAUCAUCGACGAGAACCAAGAAUUGAGCAAUACGUUCCGGGUGCCGGAUCUGAAGACGGGGAGGAUGUCGAGGUUGAUCACGCAGCUGUCGCCGAAGGAGGAGGAGAUGUUCAGGAACAUGAUCAGGAGGAUGAACACCAUUGUUAAGGCUGCUCAGGACAUGGACGUCCGCAUCAUGGUGGACGCCGAACAGACCUAUUUCCAGCCAGCCAUCACCCGUAUCACCCUGGAAUUCAUGCGAAAAUACAACAAAGAGAAAGCUAUAGUGUUCAACACGUACCAGUGCUACCUUCGGAACGCCUUCGACGAGGUCACGACCGACCUGGAGCAAGCGAAAAGACAGAAUUUCUACUUCGGGGCGAAAUUAGUCCGCGGCGCCUACCUCGAACAGGAGAGGGCCCGCGCGGCAGCCCUGGGAUACCCCGACCCCACUAACCCCAGUUUCGAAGCGACCUCCGACAUGUACCACAAAACGCUCACCGAGUGCUUGAGGCGGAUCAAAGCCUUCAAGGACUUGGGUGAAGAAAAGAAGAUCGCCAUAAUGGUGGCCUCGCAUAACGAAGACACUGUCCGCUUCGCCAUCCAGAAGAUGAAGGAGUUCGGCAUCGAGCCCGAGGACAAGGUCAUCUGUUUCGGCCAGCUGUUGGCCAUGUGCGACUACAUCACUUUCCCGUUAGGUCAGAGUGGGUACUCGGCUUACAAAUAUAUUCCGUACGGGCCUGUCAACGAGGUGCUGCCGUACCUGUCCAGAAGGGCCCACGAGAACAAGGGCGUGCUGAAGAAGAUCAAGAAGGAGAAGAGGUUACUGGCGAGCGAGAUCCUAAGGCGUUUCGCAACCGGAAAAUGGUGGUACACACCAAAGGGCGACUACACCCCUGUCUAAAGGUGAGAGGGUGGGGGGUAGGUGGCGUGUUGUCGGUUUGUUGAAGGUGUUGUUUUCUGCAGGGAAGAGGAACGACCCGAAGUACUUUUUUAAACGAGCCUCCGUGGGGUACCGAACCUAUUUUAGAUAAGUAGUUGCAAAAAUACAGUAAAAGACAGUCCACCGGAAACAAAGUCACGUCUGUGUGGGAUCGUUCGUCCAGAAAUAAAAAGUAGGUUAAGAGUAUGAAAAGUCUGAAUUUUAUUAAGGACAAUAUUAAAUAAUCCGUAAGAGUUAACAGUUUCGCCAGGACGAAAUUUUUCACACAGAUCCGGAUUGAGUUAGUGCUUAGUAAUUAAAAUUUAGUUAGACUAUGAAAAUUAUGUACAGAUGUUCAGUGUGCGUUUUAAAACAAAAGAAAACCCAAAAAAAGUACGCGCGUCUGCCCGACUCGGUCGGAGUGUGAUUGUGGAGGUUUACGUUUCUUGUCUUUUUUUUUUUUUUAAUUCGUUUCGUCGACUUAAAUGUUAUUUUGGGGAGGCAAACAAAGCACGGCGUACAGAACGAAUUCGAUGUAAAUUGAGUAUUAACCUAUUGUAAGAUAUUGACGGUGAAUCUUAGUAAUUUAUUAGUUUGUUGAAAUUUGUAUCAUUUUUAUAGCCUGUGAUGAUAGAAUUUUUUUCUGUAAAAAAUGUCAACUGAAUCUGCCUUUGAGUAUUUUUUAAAUUGUUUAGUUUGGUGUGAUUGAAUAAAUUUAAUUGAAGUAAUGUUGUCUGUUAUUUUGUAAAUGUUUUCUCGCUUUGUUGUUGCGACAUGUUCUUAUCGUUAGUCAUACGAACAAGUCAAUUCUGUGUCCUUAUUAAACGUAAUGUUCUGACAAUAAGUACAAGAAUAAAGGUUAUAAGUGUU
Messenger RNA from Zophobas morio, 2974 nucleotides. RefSeq names its product proline dehydrogenase 1, mitochondrial-like. The coding region runs from base 218 to 2086 and encodes 622 amino acids. NCBI's taxonomy places the organism in Eukaryota, Metazoa, Arthropoda, Insecta, Coleoptera, Tenebrionidae. The transcript has 10 exons. The record is from RefSeq and is a predicted model, not a curated record. Gene Ontology annotation, cellular component: mitochondrion. Gene Ontology annotation, molecular function: proline dehydrogenase activity; FAD binding.